AAGGCCUCCUGCCCUGCGCCCACCUGGGUUACCUGUGGUCUACUAGUGGGAACAUCAGAAAGGGCGGCCGUGCUGAGCCAUCGACAGCCACCUGCUGUGAGCAGCUUUCCUGCCAGGAUGUGAGUCAUCUGGGCUGUCCCUACCAGCCCAGGGCUAGUGCUGUCCCCAGACACCGGGCAGGGGCAGGGCGGAGGACUCUCCACUAGAGGACAGCCAUCUGCCGGCUCCGGCACCCACACCCGGCUCCCUCUGAGACCCAGAGUUGCAGAGGGGCCCCUGCUCCCCAUCACGGCCAGGGUUUCAAGGUCAUGUUCUCAUGACCCUCCUAAGUGGCUGCGUUCGUUGGUGUGUGGUCACCCUUGAAUCCUCUGCCCACACAGAGUCACUGGGGAGGCACAAGAACAAACGGUCUGCACUGCUGAAGUGUCACAUCUAAAGCCAGAGACUGAUGAGGACAGAGCUCCACCCUGGGCACCCUGGCAGCACCAGCUCCUCCCAAGACAUAUCUUGAUUGUUUUUCUUAAGGACAGUACCACACCCCGAAUGUUCCACAGGCGUCAUAAAACUUAGUUUUGUCCUUCGACCUUACAGAAAUGUCCUCAGUUUUUAUUUACCUGUGAAGCUCACUGGGUAAUGUCUGAGGGCAGAGUUUUCUUUCUGUCGGCCCCAGUAAAAAUGCUUUACAAAAAUCCGAGAAAGGCUGUUUGAAGCUACGGAAGUACAGCUAGCUCAGGGGCGUGAGGUGAGAGGCUCAGUCAGCUGUGGAGCACGCAGGCCCCGCUCACCGCAGCCACCUCAACCUGCCUCCGGAACCACGGCACAUUCUGGGUCUCGCUCCUGAGCAAAGAUGCCAUCUGUCCUCUCUUGGAAUGAGGUAGGAGGCUGACUGGAGAUUCAACCGCACACUCAAGUUCCUGCACGGAAUAGAUUCUGUGGCAAGCCAGCAGGACUGGAAAAUUCUGGAAGUCUUUGGAAGAGAUUAGCUAAAUCUGCACUGCAAGGAUUUUUGAAUUGAGCAUCUUAUAAAGUGAAGACAAUCUAGUCCACUUGUCUGGAAGAAGAGAUCUUUCCAGACCACCGUCUUGUUCAAUGGCAGGCCUGUGCCCAGGGAGCUCUCAGGCACUGUCUGUCCCACCAAUGGACCCAGAGUCCUCCUGAUCAGGCUGGGAAGAGGACCGUGAGCUGCUCUGCCACUCCCCAGCUCAUUUCCACCGCCUGGUGACAUCAGGGAGCUGGCAGGUGCCACAGCCUGAGUGCUGGCUCUGCCCACUGCACCGGCUCCCUCCCUGCCUGGACGACCAAGGACCUGAACCUCUAGGAGAGGGAUUCUAGGAGAAGCGGGAUUCCCAGCUCCGGGUGGACAUGGAGGCCAGCUGCACAGCGUGUGUGAUGGCAAGGACGACACAGGAGGCUGCCUUCUGACAAGUCCCUGCAGAUCCAAGCAAUUUCAGAAUCCCACCUGGAAAGGGAGUAAUGUGAAAGGUAGGGGAAGAGUUUGCGGGCCUCCCUAGGACUGAGGACCAGGGUGCCCUCCCAGCAGGUCUCUGCGUCUUCCAGGUGAGGUUCUAUGUGCAGGGUGCCUUUUGUCUGGGUGGCCUCCAGCUGAGUCCUCUGCACUGGGAGGAAAGGGUCAGGGGAGGCAGGGCUGCUGGCGCUCCCCAGGGGCCUGUGUUUCCUGGUGGGGGCAGAGGCUGCCCAGGUAACUUCCAGCCCACGUGCCAGGGGCCCACAAUCAUGUCCCCCUGAGUAGAUGAGGAGGAGGACAGUGUCUUCCACAGCAGGGGUUGCUGAGGUCGGGGAGAGCCUGGGCUCCCCGUGCUCCUCUCCUGCAGCCGUGAUGCCUCCUGUAGUGUUGCUUUGGUUUCCAUUUCUCUCCAUUGCAAAUGGUGCCUUCUAGGAUCUGCGUUUGCAUUAGUGCUGAGACAUUUUAGAUUUUUACAUAAGAUUUGUGCAUAUUUUAUAUUAUUAGAUGAUAAGAUGCAGGGUUACUUGCAUGUAUUUUGUGUGCUCGUGACAUCUUAAAUUUUUCUUCCUUUUUUUUGGUAUUUAUAGUUACAGGUUUUGUCUGAGUUUUAUCAAAUGCUUGCAAAUCUCCAAACAAGUUCCCAGUACAUGUAGUAAAAUGAUUUUUUUGUGAGUGUACCCACAUAGUUAGAAGCUUGGUGUUCAAGGAUCAGCUGCACUUGGUAUUUCCUAAAUGCUCAGGGGUUGUCUGGGGUCUCCUUUGGUGCCUCUGAGGUUUUACCAGGGUAGGGAGUUGUGCUCUGGAAGAAGCACAGGUUGGAUUGGAGGUGGUGUCUUGCUCACUGGAACAACAGCACCAGGGUGGUUGGGGUGGUGCUGGGUUGGGACCAAGUCUGCUCUCUGCCUGUGACAUCACUAGCACCUGGUGCCUCCUUUCCUGGUCUGUAAGCUGGGGUGACAGUGGUGACCUAGCAGAGUCCCCACAUCUGCUUAGGGUGGGUGAGCAAGUGCAUGCACACUGGGCUCACUCGGGCCUGGCUGGGAGUCCACGUCCCAGCCUCAGUUGCUGUCCCUCCUGUGUGGACACCUCUGCUCAGGAGCACAGAGAUGGACGGGACCAACAGCAGCAGCCAGGGCCGCUUCGUCCUCCUGGGUUUCUCUGACCGCCCCCACCUGGAGAAGGUCCUCUUUGUGGUCAUCCUGGUGGCCUACGUGCUGACCCUGGUGGGCAACAGCACCAUCAUCCUGGUGUGUCGGCUGGACCCCCGGCUCCGCACGCCCAUGUACUUCUUCCUCAGCCACCUGUCCUUCCUGGACCUCGGCUUCACCUCCAGCUCCAUUCCCCAGCUGCUCUACAACCUGAGUGGCCGCGACAAGACCAUCAGCUCCGCGGGCUGCGGGGUGCAGCUCUUCCUGUUCCUGGGCCUGGGUGGGGUGGAGUGCCUGCUGCUGGCCGCCAUGGCCUACGACAGGUUCGUGGCCGUCUGCAAGCCCCUGCACUACACGGUGAUCAUGAGUCCCAGGCUCUGCCUGGGCUUGGUGUCGGCGGCCUGGGGCUGCGGGGUGGCCAACUCCCUGGUCAUGUCCCCACUGACCCUGCGAUUACCCCGCUGUGGGCACAACAAGGUGGACCACUUCCUGUGUGAGAUGCCGGCCCUGAUCCGCAUGGCCUGCGUCAGCACAGUGGCCAUGGAAGGCGCUGUCUUCGUCCUGGCCGUGGGCAUCGUGCUGUGCCCCCUGAUCUUCAUCCUGGGCUCCUACGGCCACAUCGUCAGGGCUGUGUGCAGAAUCCAGUCGUCCUCAGGAAGGCACAGAGUCUUCAACACCUGUGGCUCCCACCUCACCGUGGUCUCGCUCUUCUACGGGAACAUCAUCUACAUGUACAUGCAGCCCGGAAAGCACUCCUCCCAGGACCAGGGCAAGUUCCUCACGCUCUUCUACAACAUGGUCACCCCGCUGCUCAACCCCCUGAUCUACACCCUCAGGAACAAGGAGGUGAAGGGGGCGCUCGGGAGGCUGCUGCUGGGAGCCAGAGGCGGGGGUAAGGUCUGAGGCCCGGGAGAGCGUCACCCAGCUCGGGGUGGCUCCACGGGGCCACUGCUGCCUUGGUGUGCAGCAGAUCUGGCCUCAGCCCGCAGCGCCCAGCACCCUGUGGGCUGCCUUCCUGCGCCUGCCCAAGGCCAGCGUGGUGUGUGUGAGGGAAGAGCCCAGGGUCCUCAGGGUCACCUGGACCAGAAGACCAGACCCCAGCUGCCCCAGGUCCUGAGGCAGCCCCGCUGAGCUCUGCCUCUGCCGCUUGCUUUCUGCUCACAGUCGGUCUCAGCACUUUAGCUGGAACCACCCGGCUCCACCAGGGCUCUGGGUGAACCAUGCUCUUCAUGGAUGGCCCUGAGCGCUGAGUUCAGGGGGGUUUGGUGUUUCCUCCUCCCAGAUUCCACCUGGAAUCACGUUUUCUUUUCCUGCCCUUUGUUGGGGGCAGGUCGACGAGUACAAGGGGAACGUGAGGAUAAAACUUACACACCACGGGUCUCUGUGCUGACCCCCACCAGAAAGCAGUUUUCCCGCCACCCGCCUGGCCUACGUGGGCAGGAUGCCUCACAGUCCUCAGCAAAGUCCCCUUUACCUAUGGAAAUGCACAGAGGAAGCACCAUGGACUGGAGGAGCCCAGGUCAGAUGGUAGGAGUGACUUUUCAGACCCUUUUCCCAGACCAGAUUCUGAAAGAUAAGAAUAAUUCCUCCUGACCAUAAAGCCUCUAAGAAAGUAUAGUUAAGAAUCCACUUAGAGUGGUCAGCAUGGUCCAAGGCCACAUAGCACUUCCCUGACAGUGGGGACUUGAAAAUGUGAUGUCACUUGCUGUCGGUUGAAAGUCAAGAGGUGGACCUGGGCAGGUCUUUCUGGAAACUCCUCUGGGACCCCAAUAAAGCUGGAGUGCAGGAGAGUUACCCUGUCCCUCUCCUCUGAGUGGACCCACUCUCUCCCUUGACAGAGUCCCCAUUCCCCUUUCCCUAUCCCCUCAAUAAACUCAUGCCUGUAACUCUGAACUACGUGUCUGAAAUCUUUCUGAAUUGAGCACAAGAAUCAGGGUU
Messenger RNA from Sciurus carolinensis (gray squirrel), 4551 nucleotides. Its product is annotated as olfactory receptor 2W3-like. The coding region runs from base 2476 to 3516 and encodes 346 amino acids. Gene Ontology annotation, molecular function: G protein-coupled receptor activity; olfactory receptor activity. The transcript has 4 exons. Gene Ontology annotation, cellular component: membrane. Gene Ontology annotation, biological process: G protein-coupled receptor signaling pathway. NCBI's taxonomy places the organism in Eukaryota, Metazoa, Chordata, Mammalia, Rodentia, Sciuridae. The record is from RefSeq and is a predicted model, not a curated record.